AUGGCGGCUCAUUCGGAUGACCCGAAUGACCUUGAAAGUCAUCUUGAUUAUGACGAGUCUGACGACUUAGAUAUGCCCAAACAAGCAAACAAAGACCCUGAGCAUGAUAGGGCAGAUUUUCAUGAGUUCUUCUCGUCUUUACAGAAGACUAUGUCUACACAAACAGCAUUAUUGUCCAUUUUAGUGGCCGAACGCCAAGGCGAAAAACGAGCUAACACCAGUAGUGUCACGGCUUCGGCCAGCUCGAGCAAACGUCAGAAAUAUGACUCGAAUGAUACACAACCUCAAGUAGGCUUACAAGAUAUAGCUGCAGAGACAGCAACUACAAGUGCUUCAGAGGAAGCAACUAACAAUGCAUCAGAGGAAGCAACAAAUUCGAUUUCAGAGUCAGACAAUGAGCAACACACAAGUGAGCAAAAUGACGAUAGGUUAAGUGUACAUGGGGAUGAGCAUGACCCUGAUCUUGCCGGGUCAAUGAGUGAGGAUGAAGACAAUACCAGUCUUCUGACAAAAGUAGGCGAAUCACUCUGUCCCACUGAGGAUCAUGGACCACAAGUUAUUGGAAAACUUUCACAACUAGUGAAUACUAAGUUUGUGAUGGAUCUUGACCUUGAAAAAAGGAAACAACUUUCUGAAAAGUACUAA
Messenger RNA from Paramuricea clavata, 645 nucleotides. NCBI's taxonomy places the organism in Eukaryota, Metazoa, Cnidaria, Anthozoa, Malacalcyonacea, Plexauridae. The record is from the annotation of a GenBank genome assembly.